AUGUCGCUGCCCCCGCUCACACCGCCCCUGCGCUUCUCCUACGUCGCCUUUCCUACCCAGCCCGCACAGCAGCAGCAGCAGCAGCAGCAUAACCAGCAUCAUCACUCGACAUCGACACCGGCGUCAUCCUCGUCCCACUCGCCCUCAUCAGCAGCCGCACCACUAGCGCCACCGCAAGCGUAUUCUGCCUCGUCCAACGCCUUCCCCUCGACCUCAACCUCGACCUCUGCCUCGCCCUCACCCUCGCGUAGCACUCCUCCUCAUGGUCCACCCGCCCACGCCCGCGAGACAGUCUACCGCGGCGCAUACCCAAAGCCGCGCAACCUACGCUUCCUCGAACGCCUCCACCUCCGCACCAUCCUCAGCCUCACCCCAAAGCCACUCGAAAACGACCCAACCAUAAAGGCCUGGGCUUCCUCGGGCAACCCCACCACCGGAAAGCAGGGACAGCACGUCAGCCUCAUACAUGUCCGCACCGAAAAGCCAAAGGACGAGAGCGGCGGCCUCACCCGAGAAGGCGCCGCCAGGGCCCUCCUGGUCCUCCUCGACCGCAGAAACCACCCCCUCUACCUACACUGCCUCGACGGCGUCGAAGUCACGUCGACCCUCGUCGCGUGCAUGCGCAAACUGCAGGCCUGGUCCAAUGACGCCCUCCUCGCAGAACUCGCCCGCGCACUCCGCGACUCGAGCUCCUCGGACUGGACCCAGGUCCCCUCGCACCUUGCCACCUUUGUCUCCAAGUUUGGCCAGCCAGACGGCGUCCGCCUGCCCCCGCGCAACCACGUCCCCUCGUGGCUCUGGCCCGCACCUCACCCCCUCCAUAUCCUCGCAGACCCCUACGCCUGGGCACCCACGCCAGGCCCGCAUCCUACACAGCACCCACACUACUCCCACCUGCAUCCCAACCACUCGUCGGCCUCCCUCUCCCGCAACGCAUCCCAGGACACCACCGACGGCCAAUCGCACAACGGCGACGCCGGCGCUCAAGGCGCACACACAGCCUCCAUAGCCUCCGCAUCCUCCUCGAACGCCUCGACGACAAAGAAGAACAGUGAUGCGGCCGUCGGCCAAGCUCCCCAGCAGCCGCCAGCGACACAGCGGCUUCCUCCGCAGCGGCGGCUCCUACCCAUCCAGCACCCCUUCUUCAAGCUUCGCUUCGACACCGAUCCCGACCUGCCGCCACCACCGCCCCCAUCCCAGCAGACGGCAGCGCCCAGCCGGUCCACCGCGGCGGGACACCUUCACGCCCACUCGCGCGGCUCGCCCUCGUUCAACUCGGCCUCGGGUAUGCAGAGCCCCUCGGCCGGCAGCUCACGACCCACGAGCCGCGCCGGCAGACCGACCGGCCACGCCGCCGCCGGGUCUCGCACCCAUUCGCAGGCCCCAUCCGAGAGCGGGCACGACGUGCCUGCCUUUGGCCUGGGUAGCGCCAGUGGCAUCUCGAGCGCAGCAUCGUCGACUCCCGGCAGCCCGCGGCGCAGGCAUCCCAUGUCGAUGCCGCCAGAGAUUGGUUUCGACCAGCUGUCCGACCACCCUCGUCUGCAGCAGGGCGGCCAUGCCCGGCCGCGUCACUCGAUCGGCAGCGGCUCGGCGGGCACCAACGUCGUCUCGCCCUCGACUCUGCUGAACGGUGUCGAUGCGCACGGCUCGGGGUCCAGCAGCCGGAGGACUCGCCAGGGAUCCACCUCGUCAAACACGUCGUCGGGCUCGGCAGAGGCAGCCGGCAGCGUCAUGGCCUCUCCCAGCCGGCAUCGAUCGCGCACCGACUCGGCCGUGACGGCGCUGCCUCGGACGCCUCCGCUCAACCCGACUCCGCUCGUCGCGUCGGGUCAGGACGGUAGCCUCUCGGUGCCAGAAUCGCCGCUGCUCAAUUCCAUCACGCCCAAGCAGUCAGACUUUGACCUGUCGCGACGCAGCCAGGCCAUGGCCCUGGCAGCCGAAGCAUCGUCGACGUCGAAGGGCAGCUUGGAAACGCCACGUCCGGGUGUAGCGGCAAGCGGUGGACGGUCCGACACCCUCAAACCGCCACCGCCGCCGCCACCAUCGUCGUCGUCGUCGUCGUCGUCGUUGGUGGUGCUGCCGGGUGGAAGCGCUGGAGUUGAGUCGACGACCCCGGAUGCGAUCGAGAGCGAGAGCGAGCAGACGCUUUCAUCGUCGGCGUCGGUGUCCAAGUCGGCUUCGACGUCGUACUUUGACGAACCGGAAUCCUACACCGCCCGCGGCGGCAGUGGCGAUGGCGGUGGCGGUGGGGAAGGAGGGGUUAUCGCGAACCUGCGAAAAAGACCGGGCGGUAUCGGAGGAGGACGUAGAGAGCACUCUACGUAUGAAACGGAGGAUUUCCAACAGCGUGUUGGGUAUGGUAGUGACGAUGAGGGGGAAGCGGAGGAGGGCGAGGAGGAGGAGGAGGAGGAGGAGGAGGAGGAAGGUGAGGAGGAAGAGGAGGAGGAAGAAGAGGAGGAAGAAGAGGAGGAAGAGGAGGAAGAGGAGGAGGAGGAGGACGGGGAUGCGGAUAGCGAUCUGGCACUCGAGGCGCUGGACCUGGAUGGGUAUUGA
Molecule: messenger RNA, 2553 nt
Organism: Pseudozyma flocculosa PF-1
Lineage: Eukaryota; Fungi; Basidiomycota; Ustilaginomycetes; Ustilaginales; Ustilaginaceae
Exons: 2
Coding region: 1-2553 (850 amino acids)
Molecular function (GO): phosphatase activity
Source: RefSeq, a predicted model, not a curated record